Molecule: messenger RNA, 834 nt
Organism: Topomyia yanbarensis
Lineage: Eukaryota; Metazoa; Arthropoda; Insecta; Diptera; Culicidae
Exons: 1
Coding region: 1-834 (277 amino acids)
Biological process (GO): DNA integration
Molecular function (GO): nucleic acid binding
Source: RefSeq, a predicted model, not a curated record
AUGGCUGUGCGUCGUUUCGUGGCGCGACGAGGUUCACCAAUUGAGUUUUAUAGUGACAACGGGAGCAAUUUCGUAGGCGCGAGCAACGAGUUGAAGGGUGAGCUUAGAUCCAUCAAUGGCGAGCCUGCGGAAACAUUCACCAAUGCAAAUACUAAAUGGCUAUUUAAUCCCCCAUCAUCCCCACACAUGGGCGGAGCGUGGGAAAGGCUUGUACGGUCGGUGAAGACUGCCUUUUUCUCGAUGAGUACUGCCAGAUGCCCGGACGAAGAAACAUUCGUCACGAUAUUAGUGGAAGCAGAAGGAAUCAUAAAUUCAAGGCCUUUAACGUUCAUCCCCCUAAAAGUCGGUACUCAGGAAGCGUUAACACCCAACCAUUUUCUCUUGGCGAGUUCAAGUGGUGUCGUACAACCUGCAAAAACUUUGAUUGAACCGAAAUCCGUUUGUAGGAGUGAUUGGAAUCUCUGUCGUCAAUUGAUUGAUCUCUUUUGGCGUAGAUGGGUAAAAGAAUACCUACCUAUGAUUACUAGGCGUACAAAGUGGUUCAAGGACACAAAACCACUGAAGUCAGGUGAUCUAGUGGUAAUCGUUGAGGAGCCAGUUCGUAACGGUUGGAUUAGGGGUCGUGUGCUAGAAACUCGCCUUGGGCGGGACGGACGUGUACGACGUGCCGUAGUACAGACAUCGUCGGGUACGGUACUAAGACCGGCCUCGAAGCUAUCUCUUUUGGAUGUACAUGAAGGUAAAACUGGAUCACAUACCGAAGACCAGUGUUACGGGUCGGAGGAUGUUACGGCAUCUUCUACCGGUCCUAGCGAGCCCCCUCGAACGAGGUAG